Messenger RNA from Stegostoma tigrinum, 10335 nucleotides. RefSeq names its product otogelin (gene otog). NCBI's taxonomy places the organism in Eukaryota, Metazoa, Chordata, Chondrichthyes, Orectolobiformes, Stegostomatidae. The record is from RefSeq and is a predicted model, not a curated record. Gene Ontology annotation, cellular component: extracellular matrix. Gene Ontology annotation, biological process: L-arabinose metabolic process. The coding region runs from base 440 to 9517 and encodes 3025 amino acids. Gene Ontology annotation, molecular function: protein binding; alpha-L-arabinofuranosidase activity. The transcript is spliced from 57 exons.
CCCAGGGUUGAGUGAGAUCGUUUCCUGGGCAGAGCGAUUGCUCAGAACAGGGGAAACAUUGCGGAAACUUUAUCACAAAUAUCAACAUUUAAAGGCGUUUUACUCCAGGUUCCUUGAGCAAAACACCGUGGACUUGCUUUAAAAGAAAGAACAUUUGUUUAAUCACUUUGUUUAGAGACGUUAUGACACACCUCCACCAAUUCAGAGAUUUGAACCUAAAUUUUCUGGCCCAGAGCUAGGAAGACCCCGAGCGUGCUUCCGGCAAAUGUUACGACGCAUGUCGUUGACCGGAAUGCGGAGUCUUAAGAACCAGAUAGGAAUAUCAGAGGAAGGUAACUUUGGAAACAUGAGCGAUUGAUACACAUCGAGAGCAAUAGAGUAUCUCACUGCUGGAAACAAACCUGAAGAUUGAAACCAACCUGCAUUGUAGGCGGCACACAUGGAGUUCAGACCUCAGUCCAGAAUAAAGAGCAACUUUUACUCAACUUUAUACUGUUUGGUAAUAUUAACAUCACAAGUGUCAAUUGUCUGGAGUGUGAACACUGUGCAAAUUGCCAUUGCGGAAACUUCGGAACAGAAAAGCAACCGUACAAUACGGCAGAAACGAGAUAUCAUUUCCCAGGGACAGCAGAUUUUACAGUCACCUGACACUCCUUCCUUUGCCUUUGGAACCACAACCAUUCCAUGGACAUCCACACCUUUAUUAGAGGCAUCACCAAUUCCCAAUAAAGGUAGCAGUCGUGAUUUGAUCUGCCGAACUUGGGGCCAGUACAAUUAUGAAACAUUUGAUGGACUUUACUAUUAUUAUCCUGGAAACUGCUCAUAUACACUAGUGAGGGAUUGCACACAAAAUCAGCAGAGCUUCACAAUCCAGGUUCACAAUGACCCAACAUGUCAAUCAUCUCCAUAUACUUGUCAGCGAUCAGUCAGCUUGUUCCUUACAUAUGAAGGGGAAAUUAUUCUACAAAGUCAUGAAGUCAUCCACCAUGGACAAAGGGUGCAGCUGCCAUAUGUUAUUGGAAACCUAAAAUUUGAACAAAUAGCUGGAUACAUUCUGGUUAGACAUCACCAUGGAUUUUCUCUGGCAUGGGACGGUAGUUCAGGAGCCUACAUAAAAAUAAAUGUGGAUUAUGUUGGAAAAGUAUGCGGACUAUGUGGCAAUUUUAAUGGAAAUAUGCAUGAUGACUUAUACACUAGCUAUGGUUUAUUAACAGAAGAAAUAACUCUUUUUGGUAAUAGCUGGAGAGAAGACAUUCCAGACAAGGACCUUUGCAGCAUUAUUCCUGUCAACCACCCAGCACCAUGUUUCAGACAAAGCCAGACAGUGAUUGAAAAAAUAAGACACACGUGUAGGGUGCUUCUAGGAUAUCCAUUUGUCCUCUGUCAUUACCAUGUUCAACCUUAUCCAUACAUGGCGAGCUGUGCGAAUGAUCUGUGCAUGUAUGGACCUGAUAAUACGACAUUGUGUGGAGUGCUGACCGAGUAUGCAAGAGCUUGUGCACAAGCAAAUCAACCAUUACAUGAAUGGAGACAGUUGUUCAACCAGUGUGUGCCCAUUUGUGAAGGUGAAUUUGUCCACCGUGAAUGUGUGGAUUGUUGUCCUGUGUCGUGUGGCCUAGAGCAGGAAUGCAUUGACAGUGAUUUUCAGUGUCUGGAUGGAUGCUAUUGCCCUGCAGGUUUAGUUUAUGAAAAUGGAACAUGUUUGAACUCCACAGAGUGUCCUUGUAUGUUUCAAGGGAUUCCCUAUACUUCAGGCUCUGUAAUUCAGGAACAAUGCAGCUACUGCAAAUGUGUAGGAGGCACCUGGAACUGUACAGAGAAUGACUGUCCAGUGGAGUGCUCAGUAACGGGAGAUAUUCAUUUCAAGACAUUUGAUGAUCGGGUGUACACCUUCCAUGCUGUCUGCCAGUAUAUUCUGGUGAAGAGUCGUAAUUCAGGAAAGUUUACCAUCAGUCUUCAAAAUUCUCAGUGUGGAACAGAUCUAAAUGGUGCCUGUAUUCAGUCAGUGAGUCUAGUUGUUGAUGAAGAUUUGAAGAAACAGGUGACUUUGACUCAUUCAGGAGAGGUGUACCAUUGUAAUAAGUACAGGAUCAGUUUGCCUUAUAAAGAUGACUUGUUUGAAGUCUCUGAGCUCAGCUCCAUGUUUGUGCAAAUUAAGACCAACUUUGGACUGCGGUUGCAAUAUGAUAGAGAAGGGAGGCGGCUCUACAUCCAGGCGGAUACAAGAUGGAAAGAGGACACCAUUGGUCUCUGUGGAACAUUCAAUGGCAAUAUUCAGGAUGAUUUCUUAUCUCCAGGGGGAAUGAUUGAAAGCACACCACAGUUGUUUGCCAAUUCUUGGAGAAUCUCCACAGCUUGCAACCCAGGUGCCAACAUUCCUGAGGUAGAUCCAUGUGACAUGCAUCAGCAAUCUGCCUCUUAUGCCACAGAGAAGUGUAGCAUUAUCAAUAGCUAUCUGUUUGCAUCAUGUCAUCAAUAUUUGAGUCCAGACUUAUAUCAACAGCAAUGUAAAACAGACACCUGUAAGUGCGGAGAAACUUGUAUGUGUUCUGCUGUGGCCCAUUACGCUCGACAAUGUAGAAGCUAUGGCAUCUUCAUAGACUUUCGAUCGAAUGUCUCAGAGUGUGCCAUUCAGUGCCCAGACACAAUGAAGUAUGGCACCUGUGUAUCUUUCUGUAACCGGAGAUGCCAGUCAAUAUCUAUGCCAGAAGAUUGCUCUGACGAAUGUGCUGAAGGAUGUGACUGCCCUGAUGGUACAUACUAUGACACCAGAACACACAAGUGUGUGAAGGACACUGACUGUCCUUGCUAUUUUAUGGGUGCAGAAUAUUCACCUGGAGAAGUGGCAAUUAGUUCUUCAGGAAUAUGGGUUUGCUCGGAAGGUAUAAUGCAGGUUCAGAGUCAAAAACAUGAUUUGCAGUGUGGUCCUGGCCAAGUAUACUUAAACUGCAGUGCUCCUUUGAGUGGCUUUGAGACCAGUGUAGGAGCAGGAUGUAGAGAUACCUGCGAAAAUCUUCUGUUAAAUAUUUCAUGUCCGGAAUCCAUGCCGUGUCUGUCGGGAUGCAUUUGCCCACCUGGUCUUGUGAAGCAUGAAGAUGAAUGCUUCAAGCCUCAUGAAUGCCCCUGUCUGUGGAAGGGACAGGAAUAUUUUCCUGGUGACCAAGUAAAAUCAGCCUGUUAUACCUGUGUUUGCCUGCAGGGGACCUUCCAGUGCACAUUCCAAUCAUGUCCAUCAAUGUGUACAGCUUAUGGAGACCGCCAUUACAAAACUUUCGAUGGAGUUCUUUAUGAUUUUAUUAGUCCUUGCAAGGCCUACCUGGUUCAGAGCCUUGGGGCUUCAAAUCUAUCUAUCAUGGCUGAAAAUAUUGAUUGCUAUGGGAGUGGCAUCAUUUGUCGAAAGGCUAUGUCUAUCACAAUUGGAAAUACUUCAUUGGUUUUUGAUGAUGACAGCGGGAAUGCAAGUCCCUCUAGUGUCAACAACAUGCAGCAAAUUUUACACAUAUGGAAAGCUGGUAUUUUUACUGUGAUUUAUUUCCCUGCUGAAGAAAUUACAAUACUGUGGGACCAAAGGACGAUGAUACAUUUGCAGAUUGGACCUAAGUGGCAAGGUAAACUCUCUGGAUUAUGUGGAAAUUUUGAUAUGAAAACUGCCAAUGAAUUGAGGACUCCAGAUCACAUGGAGUCACAAAAUCCACAAGAUUUUGGGAACAGCUGGACAGUUGAGGAGUGUGCGAGUAGCCCUGAUACCCGUAAUCCAUGCAGCGUGAACUCACUCCGGGAGCCGUUUGCAAAGAAGGAAUGUGGCAUAUUAUUGUCUGAGGUGUUUGAGCCCUGUCACCCAGUGGUUGAUGUCACCUGGUUUUAUUCCAACUGCUUGACAGAUACUUGUGCAUGUAAUCUUGGUGGAGACUGUGAGUGCUUCUGCACCAGUGUGUUAGCAUAUUCUCACAUGUGUUGUCAACAUGGAGUUGCAGUUGAUUGGAGAACCCCCACUAUCUGCCCCUAUGAUUGUGAAUAUUACAAUAAAGCGCUGGGAAAGGGUCCUUACUCAUUGGUCAGUUACUUGGAUGGCAACACAGUGGUGGCAGCCAAUUUGUCAAGUGGUGCUGUUUAUCUAGCAAGAAGAGAAAUUUCUAUUUCAGGAAUAUUGACUCUUUUUAUGCUGACUCCGGGACUGCACUCACCUAAGGCACAUGACAUAUCAUUAGUUUCUUUGGAAGUGGCUGACAAACCAAAUUACUUCCUUCGUACUGUAUUUGAUGGAACUCUGCAGCUCAGUAAAUGGGAAGACAACAACAUUUUUCAAAAAGAAGCAACGUUUAUAUUUCACAAAGAUGCAUGGGUGUUAGGAUAUGAUGCCUUCGAGUCUUACAUAAGACCAGGAUUUUUUGUCCAUCAAAUGGGGUCCUUGCUACACCUGAUGAAAUACAAUCAUUCAGUGAGUUACAGACAUGCUACUGUCUUCCAGCUUGCAGAUGCAAAGAUAUUGUCUCCAGCUCAUUCUACCUGUCAGUGGCAAUAUGAGACAUGCACCAACUCAUGCACCAGAACCUGUAAAGAUCCCACAGGCAACAUUUGUCGAACUCUACCAAGUGUGGAAGGUUGUGUACCUCACUGCCCGCCCAAUAUGGUGUUUGAUGAAGAUACACAGAGAUGCGUGUAUCCAGAGGAUUGUAUUAGACCAGCAGUUUACAUUCAGCUGCCUAAACCCACAAGCUCACUGGCAUCACCCGGAAUAUCCACUUCUGCAGCCUUUAAUGUUUCAUUCGAAAAAUUGACAACACCUACCUUAAGUCAGUAUACCGGUUCUCUAAUGGCAGCGAAGACUGCGAAGACCACUGCUUCCACUCCAACAACAAAAACCCCUAUAGUGACCCAUCUGUCACAAGCUCCAACAUUGACAACUACAAGCGCUUCUCCAAGUCCAUCACUGAUAGGAACAACCACCUUUGUACAAAAUAUAACCUCUGGAAUGCCACCUACUACAGAACAAACCUCGGUGUCUAAUUUCACAAAAAGUACAACAUCACCCACUCAUGCAUUCCCAGUUUCUUCAACAAGAGGAAUCACCACAACAACAGCUUUGCCUGAAAUGUCAACAAUGAAAAAAACCACAAGUACAACUGAAUUACCAUCAAAAUUGCAUUUCCUAUCCACAUCAAUUGAAACAAAGCCUACUACUACAGGAAUAUUAUUGUCAACAGCAUCUGAAACUGGAACAAAAUGGAUGACUACAAUUAAGACAAUUUCUGCUAAAACAGAACAUUUACCAGGGAAGACUUCCUCUUCCAGAACUGCAGCAUCUCCUUCAAUAGAAACAAAACCAAUGACACAAAAAACAAUUCUACUUCCAAUUUCAAAAGUGACCUCAGCAUAUUCUACUUCAAAAGAAAUGCAAUCCACUAUGCUUCCUCUCUUCACCAAGUUAACAACAAAAACCACAAGUUCUACUUACCCAGUCUCUACAGUGUAUCACUUCUCUGCUGGAACAUUGUCCUUGUCAACUGAAAAGAGCAAAUCAACAACUGCAGGAGUCUUUAGAACGUCGGCAGCAAUAGUGCAACCAGCACCUGAAAAAUCUACAACAUCUUCUCUAAUAUUAGUUCCAAUAACAGAAAGAAAUGAAACAAUCACAAGAACUACCACUGAAUCCAUUUCAACAGAGAGGACCACAACAUACUCACUGAGUUCAAGAACACAACCAACAACAGUUCCAUCUGUGCCCUAUCCAGCUUUAACUACUUUAUUUACAACCUCCAAACAAGCCUCCUCAACAUCUACUGCUAAGGUUUCUUUAACAUCGUCUACCACAUUGUACUCAGAAACACCUGCCAAAGCAUCAACAUCUGUAACAUAUCCAUCUACAUCUAAAACAAGCACAGCAUUUUCUGUUCACUCAUUUCAAACGUUAUCUACAAAAGGAUUGGAAACUAGUUCAACUGUGAAAAUAUUCAAACCUGUUUCAACUCCACAGAGCAUGGUGAUAACCUCCAGUUCAACAACAGAACCACAUAUAACAAGUAAAUCAACUUCCUUACAACCAACAACUAAACACAAACCCACUUUCCGCCCUUCCCCAGCUGGCCAAAGCAAUGCUCCAGUGGAUACUUCAUCUGUUCAGUUAACUACAUCUCCAACUACAAUAGUUCCAACCUCUGUAAGAGUAUCCCCCAUUUCCAUCUCAACAUCUAAAACAACCAUUGCACCUACAAGAACUCAACUUGGGAAAACUACAGUUUUACCAACAUUGUUUAUAACAAAUGCAACCUCAGAAAUGCCCCAAGCAAAAACUGUUUCAGAGCUUACAUCCACAACCGUUUUACAUGUAAAAAAUGCAACGACAAAUGCUACAUCACUUUUAACAACAUUAGCUGCAGCUACUUCUAUUCGCAGUCCUACUGAAAAGACAAUAUCUGCAGUGAAAGUAGGCGUGACUAGACCCACAGCCCUUCUGUCUAAAGCACCACUAACAACAGAACCAUCAGUGGCUAAAGCAAAUGAAACAUCUACUACAGGAUUAGUUGUUACAACAUCAGAAGGAGUUACUGGGGCAACAAAAGCUUUUAGUUCAACAGCAACUCCUGUUGAAACCACAGGUGUCGCAGGAAAAGCAGCAUCACCUCAGCAGCUUACAGGCACCACAAUACCUGCAUCUGCCUAUUUAAACAGAACUGUUACCACCGGAAAAAAAAUCUCAGUCAAAUCUUCAAGUACUACUACCACAGAAUCAGUUCCGUAUACAUUACAUACUUUACCUAAUGACACUUUGUCUCCGAUUAUUGUUCCCCAUACAUCAGAGUCUAUAGCAGGCUCAACCAUGUUCUCUGCAAGUGCUUAUACAACAGCUUUGACCAUCCCACCAACCAGCCAAUGUGUGGUUCCAUUUCCUCAGAAUCUCGAUGAAUGCAUCAAACAAAUAUGUGUGGAAGGGCAAAUAAUGCAAAUCAAUAGAUCACAUCACUGUCCCCACAUUGUGACUCCACCUAGCUGUGAGCUCCUCGGAUUUGCUGUGCAGGUGAAUGGUGACAAAUGCUGCCCACAGUGGGAAUGUCCAUGUCGGUGUUCCAUUCUCACUAAUCUACACAUAAUUACUUUCGACGGAAGUGGCUUUGGCAUUUCUGGAGCUGCUUCGUACAUUAUUGCUUCACUGGCAAAUGAAACCAUUAUUAUCGGGAUCAGCAAAUGUCUCAGCUACCAGAUGACAACAAUGAUCCAGCCACAUGUGAACUCCAGUUUUCUAUGUCUGACAAAGCUUAACAUAACUCAUGGAUCAAACCACGUCAUUAUUGACAGGCAGUUGAGAAGGCUGAGCAUUAAUUCGAGGUUUGGCUACACUCCAUUCCGAAGAUUUGAUUUUGAAAUCGUAGAUACUGGGAAUAUGUACACAGUCAUGACUCCAGCUGGAAUACACAUACAGUGGUUUCACAAUACAGGGAUUAUGGUUAUCGAUACAGGCACAUCCAAUAAAAAUCUAGCAACUGUGGGGCUCUGUGGUCACUGUGAUGGAAACCCAAUAAAUGACCUAACCUUGAAAAAUGGCACAGUUCUUCAAAAAGACGAUGACCCAAUGACCUUUAUUCAAGACUGGAUGGUGGCCAGCACAGAGACAGGUGUGAUGAUGAGUCGACAUUUAGAGGUUAACUGUUCUACAAGCAACUGUUCUGAAUGCUUCAGAAUGCUCCAGAGCGAGACAUUUUCCCCCUGUCAUGCACAAGUUUCACCAGAAAUGUUUUGUGAGCUCUGGAUCCGUGAUUCAUUGUUUAUGAGCAACCAUUGUUCUGCUCUGGCUGCGUACGUGGCUCUCUGUAACAAAUUUAAUAUUUGCCUAUCAUGGAGGAAACCAGACUAUUGCUCCUUUACAUGUCCUGAUAAUAUGAUAUACCAGGCUUGUGUCCCCACAUGUGAAGCUCAGACCUGCCAGAACAGAAUUUUCUUUCCAUCUGAGGAUGUAUCAUGUUCUGUCCUGAGUGAGGGAUGCGUUUGUCCUGAAGGAACUAUCCUCCAUCGUCUAGACUCCACCUUGUGUAUACCUGAGGAAAAGUGUGCUUGCACCGAUACUUGGGGAUUACCACAUGCUGCUGGUGAGAUGUGGAAUGCCUCACUGGAUGGAUGCUGCAUGUACCAGUGCCUGGACAAUGGGACAAUUAUUACAGUUGAUCACAACUGCUCUUCGGUCCCCGAUCCCAUCUGUCACCGUUCUGGAGAAAUAGUGGUUAGCCUAGCUGGUGAUAAGAGCUGCUGCCCUAAAAAAUUAUGUGCUUGCAAUCAAACAGUUUGUGAGACUUUUGCUCCUCAGUGUACCUAUGGAGAAAGGCUCAUCACCCUUUACAAACCAGACUUCUGCUGUCCUGAUUACUUUUGCGAAUGUGAUCCAAGAAAGUGUGAGUCUGACAUUCCAACUUGUCGAGAGGAUCAAAUGUUAAUUGCUACUCGUGCCGAUGGAAGUUGUUGCUUAGCAUAUAUCUGUACGUGUGGUGCUUGUGCUGACAAAAUUCCCACCUGCCAGAAAGGAGAAAUCCUUAUCGUAAACAACAAUACCACUGAGAUGUGUUGCCCAGCCUAUCAAUGUGUUUGCGAAACCAAUCGUUGUCCAAAAUUUCAGUGUCCUUCAGGAAUGAAAGUACUUGAGGCCUGGAGUCCAGAUCAGUGUUGCCCAUUUCAUUCCUGUGAAUGUGCUUGUGAUACAGUUCCUAAGCCUCAGUGCAAACCGGGAGAAGUUUUAGCUACAGAACAGCAACACGGAAAUAUCACAGCUGAUCUAUGUGGAUGUCCGUAUUACAAAUGUGUAAAUGACCAUGUCUGUGUUGAUGGAGAAAGGGGUGUAUUAUACCCUGGACAGACUAUUAUGGAGCAUACAGCAGAUGGAGUGUGCUCUGCCACACAAUGUACCCAUAAUCUGGACAACAACACUGGCUUCUACCAACUCGUUGUUAGAAUGGUCAACUGCUCAGCUCAAUGUGAAAUGAACCAGAUUUAUAUUCCUCCUUCUGACCUGACAACUUGCUGUGGUCAAUGCAAGAAUGUAUCCUGUCUAGUUAACUUUGAGAACAGAACUACUACCCUGCAGAAGCCGGGGACAUCUUGGAUGUCCAACUGUGUCAGGCAUGAUUGCAUGGACACAGUUUCGGGACCUGUUAUGAUCACCUCAAAUAUUAGCUGUCCUCCUUUCAAUGAAUCUGUAUGCUUAAAGACUGGAGGAUCGGUUAUAGUUUACAUGGAUGGUUGCUGUAAAAGCUGUAAAGAGGAUGUGAAAUCAUGUCAGAAAGUGGUUGUGCGAAUGACCAUACGGAAGAAUGACUGCAGAAGUAAUAGGCCUGUGAACAUAGUCUCUUGUGAUGGAAAAUGCCCCUCUGCUAGUAUUUACAAUUACAGCAUUAACACACAUGCCAGAUUUUGUAAGUGCUGCCGGGAAAUUGGCCUACAAAAACGCAUGGUACAGCUUUACUGUAGCAGCAACUCUACUUGGGUCAGUUACUCCAUUCAAGAACCCACAGACUGUUUGUGCCAGUGGUCCUAGAGACUCAAUGAAACUGCAUACCUGUAAUUUCAACAAAUACCUGUGAUGACCUGUAGUUUGGUACUUUGUGCAAACUACAUGUACCCCAGUUAACCCAGUCUGCACUUGAACAUCUUCAUCUUUAUUUUGUUUUAAUUUUACUCCAUUUUCUAUGGAUUCUUUGUUUCAGUCCUUCACUAUUCUCUUCUCAGCUGCCUGGAAUAGUUCAAUAACUGCACACACAUAAUAAAUCUGUAUAUUUUACUCAUAUAAACUUGCCAAAGGAAUCAAGCUAUUUGGAGCCUAAAUUGUGCAGGUUACCAUUCCUCCAGUUGUUUCUGCCUUUACAAGAUUGUGUCUCUGCAAGUAAACUAAAAACAGUUUACCUGCUCUGCAGUGUUUGACAUUAGCACUAGAUACUCAAAUAGAAAAUGUUCAAUUCACUGGCACAAACUUCACACAAGUACAUUUUAUUAAAAGAAAAUCUUUUACAAAUCAUAACUACAUCAUUUCCUAAGCUAAAGAUGGAAACAUGGGCAUCUAUAUCAGAUGAAGUUUGUUUUGUACAGAACUGUUGGCUAGACAUAUCAAUACAUUUAUUAAAAUAUAAUGAAUUUUGUACUUUUAUUCCCAAUAGUUUUGUAUUGUUGAGGGCAAUUACAGUGAUGUUUACCUUUAAAUGUUUUAGUAUUCAUGAUUCUUUCAGAAUUAUAUAUAAAUUAAGUUCGAUCAAGGAGAAUUAAUGUAAUAGAAAAUGAUCAAACUAGGUUUUCAGUAAAGCUACCUGUUACAUAGAAGGUAUGUUUAAGGGAUGUUUGUUCAUUUACAAAACCCAAACA